AUGUCCCCAAUAUCGUUAAGGGUGACUUCUUUAUCUGACUCUUGUACAAAGCUCACAUCAUCUGAGUCAGUUAAGCUCAAAUCUAGGUCGCUUUCGCUAGAUGUGUCAUCUUUUUUAUGCAACUUCCUUUGUUUUGCUGCUGGUACAACAAUCUCUUCACUUACAAUUUUUUUCUUUACAAGCGGCUGCCUCUCAAGGUUGGACAUUCGACUUUGUUUUAAUUGUUGUUCUUCUUCUAGUUUUUGCAGAAUAGGGGUGCUUGUUAAAAUUUCGGUUUUCUUUUUUUUCGAAUGUUUUUUAAGCGGAGCUGCGGGGAGAGCUGUGGGAAGUGGCUUCACAUUAUAUGGACUAACAAAUUUCUUUUCCGGAGUCCUAUUUUCCUUGAUUUGGGAUAUUGAUGGUCUAUUGUUGUCUUCUAGAACAGCCAUUGGAGGGACUUCAGCUUGUUGCUCUACAUGUAAAUCUGUUACAGAUGCUGCCAUGAAAUCUUGCUCAUUAAAUAUGUUAUUAUUAAAUGGAUAUAUUCCGGUUGCCCUAAAUCCUGAUAUGCAAUUUUUUGGUGUAAAAGCUAAUGGGUAA
Acanthoscelides obtectus is the source of this 579-nucleotide messenger RNA. Lineage: Eukaryota; Metazoa; Arthropoda; Insecta; Coleoptera; Chrysomelidae. The record is from the annotation of a GenBank genome assembly.